CAAACUUCAAGCUCUUCUUUCACUAUUUCUCAAUGUUUCUAUUUUUCUGUCUUCUCAUUGCUCACUUUAGUGGGGUUGAAAAUGCCCACGAGGUGAAUGAUGGAAGUUCACUGAGAAAUUUCAUGUCGGGAAUUGUUUCAGACCCAGGAAACUCUCUAGCUAGUUGGAGGUCUCCUGGUGUUCAUUUUUGUGACUGGUUAGGGAUUAAAUGUAACAAUGUCAGUGGGAAAGUCAUAAAGAUUCGUCUGAGUAGAAAGUCACUAGGGGGUACAAUUUCCCCUGCUCUUGGGAACCUCUCUGCUUUGAAAGUUCUUGAUCUUUCUGAGAACUUUUUCGUGGGUCAUAUCCCAAAAGAGUUGGGAUGUUUAGUUCAGCUUGAAAAACUCAGUUUGUAUUGGAAUCUUCUAGAAGGGAAGAUCCCCUCAGAGCUGAGUUCACUUCAUAACUUACGCCACCUAGACAUGGGAAGUAAUAGGCUAAAGGGUGUGAUUCCACCUUCAUUGUUCUGCAACUCAUCAUCCUCAUUGAAAAAUGUAGACCUCUCUAACAAUUCAUUAGUUGGACAAAUCCCCUUGAGUAAUGAGUGCGUGCUCUAUAAGCUUAGGCAUCUUUUAGUUUGGUCUAACCAGCUUGUAGGACAAGUUCCUCCAGCUCUUUCAAACUGUACAGAACUCAGAUGGCUUGAUUUGGGAUUCAACGAGUUGAGUGGUGAGCUACCAUCAAAGAUUGUUGGUAAUUGGCCAUAUUUACAAUAUCUUUACCUAUCCUCCAAUGGUUUUGUUAGCCAUAAUGGUAACACCAAUCUUGAACCAUUUUUUACUUCCCUUGUAAAUUUGUCUAACCUUCAAGUUCUUGAAUUAGAUGGAAACUAUCUUGGAGGGAAGCUACCUCAUAUAGUUGGAGGUCUUCCAACAUCAUUAAUGCAGCUUCACCUUGACGAAAAUCUCAUAUAUGGUUCAAUUCCCCCAGACAUUGCCAACCUUGUCAAUCUAACUCUAUUAAACUUGUCCAGUAACCAACUAAAUGGAUCAAUCCCUCCCAAUCUAUCCCUGAUGAGUAGGCUUGAGAGAGUUUUCUUGUCUAAUAAUUCUUUAUCUGGUGAGAUUCCUUCAACCCUUGGUGAUAUUCAGCAUCUGGGUCUGCUAGAUUUGUCAAGAAACUGGCUUUCUGGUUCAAUACCAGAUAAUUUUGGCAAUCUUUUACAGUUAAGAAGGCUUUUACUUUAUCAUAACCAGCUUUCUGGAACAAUACCACCAAGCCUCGGAAAAUGUGUCAAUUUGGAGACUCUAGACCUGUCUCGUAACAAGAUUUCAGGGGUGAUUCCUACUGAAGUUGCAGCCUUAACAAGCUUAAAGCUAUACUUGAAUUUGUCAAGCAAUAACUUAACUGGGCCUCUCCCAUUAGAGCUCAGCAAAAUGGGCAUGGUUCUAGCUAUCGAUUUAUCUAGGAACAACCUCUCUGGUAGAAUCCCCCUACAGUUUGAAAGUUGCAUAGCACUUGAGUACCUCAACCUUUCGGGUAAUUCUUUAGAAGGACCUCUUCCAUAUUCUUUAGGCCAAUUGCCUUACAUUCGAGCACUAGAUGUGUCUUUGAAUCAAUUGACUGGGGAAAUACCUCAAUCUCUGCAGUUAUCUUCUACUCUCAAAGAACUUAAUUUCUCUUUCAACAAAUUCUCAGGGAGCGUAUCAAUUGAAGGAGCGUUUUCAUCUCUCACCAUAGACUCUUUCCAAGGAAAUGAUGGCCUUUGUGGCUCAGUAAAAGGCUUGCAUAGCUGCCAUAAGAAACAUAGCCAUCAUUUGAUUCUCUUGUUAAUUCUGGUGCUACUCUUCGUGCUACUCUUUGGCACCCCCAUGUUUUGCAUGUUUAGGUUCAAUUCAGGAGUCCGAAAGAGACUAGCCAUUUCUAGCAUGUGGAACUUGGAAUGUGAAGAGGAAAGAAAAGAGCUCAAUUACCCAAGAAUUUCACAUAAACAACUUGUUGAAGCCACUGGGGGCUUCAAUGCUUCAAGCUUGAUUGGUUCAGGUCAGUUUGGAAAGGUCUAUAAGGGAGUCCUCCAAGACAAUACAAGAAUAGCGGUGAAAGUAUUAAAUGUUACCUCUGCUAGUGAUAUUUCAGGGAGCUUUAAAAGGGAAUGUCAGAUCCUAAAGAAGACCAGGCACAGAAACUUAAUAAGGAUCAUCAAGAUUUGCAGUAAGUCAGAGUUUAAGGCUCUUGUUCUUCCACUAAUGCCAAAUGGUAGCCUCGAAAGGCAUCUAUAUCCAAGCACUGAUUUGAGCCAGAGGUUGGAUUUGGUUCAGUUAGUAAGGAUCUGCAGUGAUGUAGCUGAGGGAAUGGCCUAUCUCCACCAUUACUCUCCAGUUAAAGUGGUGCAUUGUGAUCUUAAGCCAAGUAAUAUACUUCUUGAUGAUGAUAUGACAGCUUUGGUAACAGAUUUUGGAAUUUCAAGGCUUGUUAAAUGUGAUGAGAGCAACCCCUCCAAUAACACAACGUCUAUCAGUUCAACACAAGGUUUGUUAUUGGGUUCUAUUGGCUACAUAGCCCCCGAGUAUGGAAUGGGAAAACAUGCCUCAACUAAAGGUGAUGUCUACAGUAUUGGAGUAGUUCUGUUAGAAAUUGUGACAUGUAGGCCCCCUACUGAUGUCCUUAUCCAUGAAGGAUCUAGCUUGCAUGAUUGGGUUAAGAGACAGUAUCCACACAAGCUUGAAGCCAUUGUGAAACAAGCAUUGCAAAGGUACUUCCCUUUAAGCCUCUCGCCAGUGCAACAUAACAAAAUCUGGCAAGAUGUUAUCAUGGAACUCAUAGAGCUGGGCCUUAUUUGCACACAGAACAAUCCUUCAAUGAGACCAACCAUGCUUGAUGUAGCUCUAGAGCUUGGCAGGUUGAAAGACUUCUUGUCCAAUCCAUCACUUCAUAUGAUUGAAGAAGUCACUCACAAGGAUGAUCCUUUCUAUUGUGAAGAUAACUUAAUAACUAAGCAGCAUUGAAAGCAUUGUGAAUUUGAAUUUCAAUCCAUUCUACUAGUAACUUUAUUUUUUUUCUGUAUUGAAGUAGUUUUUAAGGCAAAAGUUAAAAUGACCGGUGAAAUAGAGGGACUGUGAUGAAAAUUAACGUAUGUAUUAUUUCUUUGUUCUCUCAUGGGUGGACUUACUUUAUGUAAGUGAUCCUAUUGGAUUUAUUGCUGGUAGGAUUCUUAUUUGUGAAGAACAUUUGUUUUUCUUUUAAAGCAUGCA
This is a messenger RNA of Prosopis cineraria, 3230 nucleotides long. RefSeq names its product putative leucine-rich repeat receptor-like serine/threonine-protein kinase At2g24130. Gene Ontology annotation, cellular component: plasma membrane. The transcript has 2 exons. Lineage: Eukaryota; Viridiplantae; Streptophyta; Magnoliopsida; Fabales; Fabaceae. Gene Ontology annotation, biological process: hormone-mediated signaling pathway; protein phosphorylation. Bases 33 to 2984 code for a protein of 983 amino acids. Gene Ontology annotation, molecular function: ATP binding; protein kinase activity; protein binding. The record is from RefSeq and is a predicted model, not a curated record.